UACAGGCGUAACAGGCCGCAGCUCGGCGGCAUCUUCUCUCCUAAUCCAAAAGUGCGCGUGCUUCCUUGUCGCGUCUGUACGGAGCUGAGGAGGAGAUGGACGCCAUGGCAGCGGUCGCCAGAACGGGGCCUUCUCUCGCCGCCGCCGGCCACAGGAGCUCCGCAACGUUCCGGCCGUCGGCGUCACUCUCCUUCGCCUCCGCUUCCUCGAGGAACCGCGGCCGCGUCGGGCUGAGCACGGCGGGGUGGAACCAGAGGGCAACCAGGGUAGCUCGCGCCACCCCCAACCGCAUCGUCGCCUCCUCGGAGGUUGAGCAGACCUACAUUAUGAUCAAACCUGACGGUGUUCAGCGUGGUCUGGUUGGAGAGAUUAUUUCUCGCUUCGAGAAGAAGGGCUUUUUGCUGAAGGGGCUGAAGCUUUUUCAGUGCCCCAAAGACUUGGCUCAGGAACAUUACAAGGAUCUGAAGGAGAGACCUUUCUUUCCCAAUUUAAUCGACUACAUAACUUCUGGUCCUGUAGUCUGCAUGGCCUGGGAGGGUGAUGGUGUUGUUGCGUCAGCUCGCAAACUGAUCGGAGCUACUAACCCCCUUCAAGCUGAGCCAGGGACCAUAAGGGGUGAUCUUGCAGUUCAAACAGGAAGGAAUGUCGUCCACGGAAGUGACAGCCCUGAUAACGGCAAGCGAGAAAUCGGAUUAUGGUUCAAAGAGGGUGAGCUUGCUCAAUGGGAAUCAGUUCAAACACCCUGGCUUAUAGAGUGAUCUUUGCAUAUCACUGCAAGAACCAUGAUCCAAUACUUAUUUGGUCAACUUGAUUCUGAGGGGGCCAUGUAUGAGUUUACUUCUACCAAGUAAAGUAGCCAGUCAGGGCUCCAAAAUUUUCACCAUUGCUCACCUGUAUGUUCUUUCUUUCUUUGUAAUGUUGAGCGGGUUCAGAACUCUGGCCUUUGGUCAGUAUAAAGCUUCCUGUUGAGAACUGGACGAAAUCACUAUUCUGAUCUUUUCAA
This is a messenger RNA of Aegilops tauschii subsp. strangulata, 1003 nucleotides long. RefSeq lists its product as uncharacterized. Gene Ontology annotation, molecular function: nucleoside diphosphate kinase activity. Lineage: Eukaryota; Viridiplantae; Streptophyta; Magnoliopsida; Poales; Poaceae. The record is from RefSeq and is a predicted model, not a curated record. Gene Ontology annotation, biological process: GTP biosynthetic process; CTP biosynthetic process; UTP biosynthetic process.